AUAUAGCAUUACAUUCUUGUAGGCGACAGCAGAACUUGAGGACAGACCUUUUCACAGAGUGAUUCUACAGACAAGCUAAUAGGGUUAGGCUUAGAGAAUGUGUAAAGGGUUUGCAGUCUUACAGCAAACAUGUCUUGAGAGAGCUAAACAUAUCAAGGUGAAGUUUGGUACCCUGCUCCAGAGGCCAGACCAUGAACACACUGAGGAUGUCAUCCCCUUUCAGAAGAAACCUGAGAAGGUCAUCCCUCUUCAGAAGAAACCUGAGAGAUGUCUGGAGACGCCUCCGAAGCAUGCCAGACCAUCAAGAGCGGAAGCUUGGCAGUGGGGGAAGGCCCUGGACAAUGUACUGACCAACAGCUAUGGCCUGGCUACUUUCAGGGGCUUCCUGAGGUCAGAGUUCAGCGAGGAGAACAUUGAGUUCUGGGUAGCCUGUGAGGACUACAAGAGGACCAGAGAAACAAGCAAAAUGGCAGCCAAGGCUGAGAGGAUUUAUAAGGAGUUUAUACAGACCGGAGCCCAGUGGGAGGUGAACAUUGACCACAUCACCAAGGACGUAACAGUAAGGAACUUGGGCCGACUGACUCCUAUGACCUUUGACCUAGCCCAGAGACAGGUCUUUGCCCUCAUGGAGAAAGAUUCAUACAGGAGGUUCCUCAAAUCCAACCAAUACCAGGAGAUUAUACAGUAGAAACUCAAACACUGAUUGGCUAGAGUCGUGUCAUCAGACUGAUUGGUUGAUUGAUUGAUUGAUUGAUUGAUUGACUUGAUUUAUCAAUCAUGUCAUCGGACUGAUUGGAGGGUUCGUUGGGUGAUUGACUGAUUUAUUGAUUGGUAUGUUAGUCAUUUUUUGGAAUCUGAUAUUUAAAUUACACACUAGCAUCUAUUUACCUGAACCAUUAUUCAACUGAUACAGUGUCUAAAGGAAAUAAAUAUUACACGCAAAACAUAAUUUUAGCACUGCAAUGUAUAAAUGAAUACUUCAGAAGUAUGACGAAGAGUGUGUGUGUGUGCGUGUGUGUGCGUGUGUGUGCGUGUGUGUGCGUGUGUGUGUGUGUGUGUGUGUGUGUGUGUGUGUGUGUGUGUGUGUGUGUGUGUGUGUGUGUGUGUGUGUGUGUGGUUUGAGGAAGGAUGGGGAGACAAUGCAGUGAUUAACCUCUAUUCACAUAACUAGCUAUGCACACCGCCAACAGAUGAUAUAGUGAGGUCAUCAGAGCUUUACCUGACAUGCACCACACACCUCUCAAAAUAGAAAGUGUCUUCAUUCAUUCAUUCAAUUAUUUCAAUCUGCAAUAAAAAAACAUGUCAAGCUAUGUAA
Salvelinus fontinalis (brook trout) is the source of this 1315-nucleotide messenger RNA. Its product is annotated as regulator of G-protein signaling 5-like. The transcript has 5 exons. NCBI's taxonomy places the organism in Eukaryota, Metazoa, Chordata, Actinopteri, Salmoniformes, Salmonidae. The coding region runs from base 98 to 688 and encodes 196 amino acids. The record is from RefSeq and is a predicted model, not a curated record.